Messenger RNA from Daphnia pulicaria, 2005 nucleotides. RefSeq names its product negative elongation factor B-like (gene NELF-B). Gene Ontology annotation, biological process: negative regulation of transcription elongation by RNA polymerase II. Bases 157 to 1980 code for a protein of 607 amino acids. The record is from RefSeq and is a predicted model, not a curated record. NCBI's taxonomy places the organism in Eukaryota, Metazoa, Arthropoda, Branchiopoda, Diplostraca, Daphniidae. Gene Ontology annotation, cellular component: nucleus; NELF complex. The transcript has 11 exons.
AACGUUGUCUAGACUGUCAACAAAAACUUGUUGUUUGGAAAUUUGUGUCCGCCUGUCCGGGAGUUACACUGAAAAGUGAAAACUGCGCGAAGAAACUGAUUCUUCGCGAUAUUAUAAUUUGAAAUACAUUACGUGUGAAACGUUAUUUUUUGAAUUAUGAGUCGAAAUCCCUCUUCCUCGGCAGUUCCAAAUGCAGCUGGUCAGCCGGCUGGUGUAACAACAUCAACCAGCACUCCAUCUGCAUCUGGUCUUGAAGUCCUUGGAAUACCCGGAGGAACAUUUCUCAGAGAAGCUUUAACUUCGUGUAGUGAUCCUCUUCAAGCUAUCGAAGAAUUUCAAGUUGAAAAUGGAAUACUUCUACCUUCUUUAAGACCAAUGAUGCCACUUUUGGAUUUACACGGAGUAAAGCGGCUUGAUUUCCACAUAUCUGUCAUGGAGGCACUUCGUGAUAAGCUUUUGGCCCAAAUUGCUGAUUUAGGCCAAAAAGAAGGAAAAGAGAAAGACAAGAAAUUGAAAGAAUUGCUGAACAAAAGCUUUCUUGUAGUUAAAACUAAAGCUCUAAGGCCAGUUGUUAUGGCAGUUAUGAAACACCUUUCUCAUGUUGAUGAAAAAUACCUCAAAGUUUUGGUGAAAGACAAAGAACUUUAUGAUGAUUGUGAUACUGUGGUUAAGAGGCAAAUGUGGAAAGACAACCAAUCCCUUUUUGGUGAUGAGGUAUCACCUUUACUCAGUCAAUAUAUCAAGGAAAAAGAACAACUUCUCUUUGAUCAAAAUAAUCUGACAAAUUUGUUUUUCCUGCCAUCUCCUAAGGUUCGCCGCCAAGGAGAAGUGGUCCAAAAGCUUGCGCAUAUGAUCGGAAAUAACGUUCGGCUGUACGAUAUGGUUUUACAGUUCUUACGAACAUUAUUUUUACGUACUCGUAACGUUCAUUAUUGUACUUUGCGUGCUGAACUGCUUAUGGCUCUACAUGAGACGGAAGUGCAAGAAAUUACAAACGUUGAUCCAUGUCACAAGUUCACCUGGUGCGUGGAUGCUUGCAUAAGGGAACGUAAUGUCGACACCAAACGUUCUCGAGAGAUUCAAGCGUUUCUCGACGGUAUAAAAAGUGGCCAGGAGCAAGUUCUUGGAGAUCUGUCUAUGAUGCUGUGCGAUCCCUAUGCCGUCCAUUUCUUAGCUACGUCAUCGUUGAAGAUUUUGCACAACCUUGUUGCAUCGGAAAGUUUGCCUCGAGAACACCAUAUUUUACUUUUGUUGUUACGGAUGCUUGCGCUCGGUUUAAGCGCAUGGCAGAUGAUCGAUUCUCAGGAAUUUCGGGAACCACGGCUUGAUUCUCAAGUUGUCACGAAAUUUCUUCCGGCUCUCAUGUCUCUAAUGGUGGAUGAUCAAGUCCGAUCUCUAAACUCAAAAUUACCCAGUGAUGAACGUGAAUCAGCUUUGACCAUUAUCGAACAUUCAGGACCUCCACCCGAUGCAUUCCAAGCAUACAUAUCUGAAAGUAGUGUACCUUGUGUUCUAGCAAUGUAUUACACUCUCCAGGUGGCAAGAAGUAGAGACAAAGUGGCUUUAACUCGUGUUUUGGGCACGCUUGCUGUUGGUCACGGCGAACGAUCAUUCGAAGAUCCUUUCCUUCACACUUUGGUUGCCCAUCUGAUUCCAAUGCAGGAUGAAUUUGUCAAUGAAAUGUUUUGCACAGUUGUUUUUGAUGAAUUUUUUUUUACAUCAAUUGGCAAGGAGAAUGUCGUCAGACAUUUAACAAAACUUGUGUGGUAUGUUCACCAUAAGCUACCUGCUGCUAGACUUGAUACCUUAAUGAAAGCACUUCAACCAAAUCCUCAAUCCCCUGAAAUCAUGCAUCAGGUCUAUAAGCAACUGGAGCAAAGAAUUGAAUCAUACCAGCUGAACCCAUCAUCUAUGACUCAAGGAGUCCACAAUGAUGACUCUGUGUUGAUGAUGAAUGUACCUACUCCAAUGUCAAUAUAGAAUAAAACAGUGUAUUGGUCAGGCA